Heterobilharzia americana is the source of this 1727-nucleotide messenger RNA. NCBI's taxonomy places the organism in Eukaryota, Metazoa, Platyhelminthes, Trematoda, Strigeidida, Schistosomatidae. The record is from the annotation of a GenBank genome assembly.
AUGAAUUUAAACCUCUUUUGCAUCCUAAACGUCGUCCAUCUACUAAGGUCUGUACAAGCCCUUAUAUAUUGUUUUUAAAGUACAUUUUCAUACAUUUGUUUGCACGUUGAAAAUGUUGCGAAUACCAACUAGGUCAAGAAAAUUUGUUUUUUAAUUUGAUGUAACUAAGACAUUUUAUUGUUUCUACGUAAUACCCCAUUAAAUUAGAAGUGGGUUGAAAAAAAGGAGCGACAUGAUUACAAGACAUGUGAGAUGAAGAUGAGAUGGACACUUCAGAAGAGGCACUCGAUUUGAGAGAACCUUAGUCAAGAGUUGCUUGAUCACCGUCUUCUAAUUACCCAACAGUCAAAAGAACAUUUAGAUUGAAUUGAAAAAGCAUACAAAAAGGCGUUUCAUCAGUUCAACUCACGCCAAAUCAAGCUGAAAAUACGAGCUCAACUGAAACCUCGCCGAAGUAAUCUAAAGAAAAUGAAUGCGAAAAAAUCACAGACCAAAGAGUUACCUGAUAAUACAACCACCAAAGCUAACGAUAUAAAGCAGCUUAAAAGCUAUUCCGACAAGUCUGGUCUGUAUGAUCAUUUACCUGGUUCACAUAAAAGUAUGUCAUUAAGUUAUUUAUGUAUUGCGCCGUCAAAUUCAGUUACUUCACCAUUAUCAUCUUCAUCACCACUGUCAAUCGUUAGCAGUUUAAACCCAGGAGGCAAGAUCACUUUCCAGCAACCGAAUACUUUAUGUGCAUCCAGUUAUCAUAAGCAGAUGAACCAGAUUCUUGUUAACUCGCAGACUGUCCAGAAAUGGCUGGACAAAAUUACGCUGCUGAAGUGAGCAUAAAUGAACAAAUUCUGAUUUAAGUAACUUGCCAAUGCUUGACUCAUGCAUUUAUACGCCUGAUUUUCCGACAGUCACAUACCAUAACAACUUAUCAGUUAGUGGCAAGAGGCAUAUUUCUAUGUCAACUUCACAGCCAGCUUCAAAGUCUAAUAAUGAAAUAAAUCCACCACUGCAAAACACUUUCUUACCAAUGUUCUGGAAUCCAAAUUGUACCUGGCCUAGUAUACAACCGAGCGCAGAUAAUUCAAAGAGUUUUUCGAAUAGAGAAGUUAUGCAAAACUCUGAAUUCUGGAAGUGUCCUGCAUUGUCAAGUGGUUCUAAAUCAGAUGUUCCAUUUAUUUUUCCAAUCACUCUUCUUCAUUCUCCAUUAAUCACUCUUUCAGAAUAUACACAAUCUAAUCAGAUAAUUUAUACUACUGCAUCUGGCUCAUCAAAUGUAACAAAUCACCUCCUACCUCUUCCAUCACAAAUUACAGCCACUACAAUACCAGCAUCAACUGUAGCAGCACCGUUGCCAAUCCAGUUAACAAACAAUACUACCAGUGGUCUGUUAUCUUUAUACCUACGUAUGAGUGCAAAUCUUCUUAUGCAAAGUGCCAAAUUAUAUGAGUCAUUUAUCCUGUCUAAUCAAACUAACCAUCAUGACCAAUACGCCUGUUGUUCACCAGAUUCCAAUGAACUAGAAAAUGAGCCAUUAAAUCUCGAAUAUAAACCAACCAACACAACUUCAAGACCUGAUUAUCAAGCUAGUUCUGAAGUCCUAAAGACAGAACCUGACAUCAAAGCAGGAAACUCUAUUUAAUACAAAGUUGUAUUACGAUAAAAAUUAACAAAUUUCCCCCGGAACUAGUUAACAUUGAUUCACUGUUCUUCUACAAAUACACACUUUCUUGGGA